CGCAGCGGGCGCGCAGGCUGUUUCCGGAAGUCGCGCCGGCCGUGUGUUCUUUUACAGUCCCCCCUGGGCUGUUGCCUCUGCCUCAUCGGAGGCCAGCACGGUAGCUACGGAACCCUGAGAAUAGAACUGCUGAGGCGAGCCUAGGCGGAGCCGGGGUUCCGGCCACUCUGAAGAAUGGAGAUAAUUAGGAAUAAUUUUAAGAGUAACCUUCAUAAAGUGUACCAGGCCAUAGAGGAGGCAGACUUCUUCGCCAUCGAUGGGGAAUUUUCAGGAAUCAGUGAUGGACCUUCAGUCAGUGCCCUGACAAAUGGUUUUGACACUCCAGAAGAGAGGUAUCAGAAACUUAAGAAGCAUUCCAUGGACUUUUUGCUGUUUCAGUUUGGCCUUUGCACUUUUAAAUAUGACUGCACAGAUUCAAAGUAUAUCAUGAAAUCAUUUAACUUCUAUGUUUUCCCGAAACCCUUAAAUAGAUCCUCACCUGAUGUCAAAUUUGUUUGUCAGAGCUCCAGUAUUGACUUUCUAGCAAGCCAAGGAUUUGAUUUCAAUAAAGUAUUUCGCAAUGGAAUUCCAUAUCUAAAUCAGGAAGAAGAAAGACAGUUGAGAGAGCAGUAUGAUGAAAAACGUUCUCAGGCCAAUGGUGCAGGAGCUCUGGCGUAUGUGUCUCCUAACACUUCAAAAUGUCCUGUGACAAUUCCUGAGGAUCAGAAGAAGUUUAUUGACCAAGUAGUAGAGAAAAUAGAAGAUUUACUACAAAGUGAAGCAAACAAGACCUUGGAUUUAGAGCCAUGUACCGGGUUUCAAAGAAAACUAAUUUAUCAAACUCUAAGCUGGAAGUAUCCCAAAGGCAUUCACAUUGAGACUUUAGAAACUGAAAAGAAGGAGCGAUACAUAGUUAUCAGCAAGGUGAAUGAAGAAGAACGUAAAAGAAGAGAGCAACAGAAACAUGCUAAAGAACAGGAGGAACUAAAUGAUGCUGUAGGAUUUUCAAGAGUCAUUCACGCCAUUGCCAAUUCGGGAAAACUCGUUGUUGGACACAAUAUGCUCCUGGAUGUCAUGCAUACAAUUCAUCAGUUCUACUGCCCUCUGCCUGUGGACUUGAAAGAGUUUAAAGAGAUGACAACAUGUGUCUUCCCCAGACUUUUGGACACUAAAUUGAUGGCCAGCACACAGCCAUUUAAGGAUAUCAUUAACAACACAUCCCUUGCAGAACUGGAAAAACGGUUAAAAGAGACACCUUUCAGCCCUCCUAAAGUUGAAAGUGCAGAAGGUUUUCCAAGUUAUGACACAGCUUCCGAACAGCUCCAUGAGGCAGGCUAUGAUGCUUAUAUCACAGGACUGUGCUUCAUCUCCAUGGCAAAUUACCUAGGUUCUUUUCUCAGUCCUCCAAAAAUUCAUGUGUCCGCCAGAUCAGAAAUCAUUGAACCUUUUUUUAACAAAUUAUUUCUUAUGAGGGUCAUGGAUAUCCCAUAUCUAAAUUUGGAAGGACCAGACUUACAACCUAAACGUGAUCAUGUUCUCCAUGUAACAUUCCCCAAAGAGUGGAAAAGCAGCGACCUUUACCAGCUGUUCAGCGCCUUUGGUAACAUUCAGAUAUCCUGGAUUGAUGACACAUCAGCAUUUGUGUCUCUCAGCCAGCCUGAACAAGUACCAGUUGCAAAAAUAGGCUCCCUGCAGGGCUGUGCAGCCUCUCCUAGCCCAAUGAGAGCUCUUCCUUUAAUCCCGGCACAGAGACCAUGCACGGCGCCAAGUGCUGGCUAAUUAGGUGAGUGGAGAUAUAGGAAGCAACUGUUAAACUUGACUUUAAUAGAAAAGGAUGUUCUCUGAAUUUCUGCUUUUUCUUGAUAUCCUAUUCUGCAGACUGCCUUCUUUUUGUGAAUUUCCACUUUUACUUUUGCUUUGUGUGAUGAGGGUUGAGAGAAUCAGAGAUGGGUAUUUUACUUUGCCAGACCAUUUCAGUUGCAGUUUGAUUUUGCACCUUACCCCCUCUGAAAAGAGAAGGGGCCUGAGAUGGAAGAAGAAUAAAAAGCAGUGAACUACUUGUUUAACGUGUUUGUGACAGAGCUGUAAUUCAUAUGUCUCACGGCCAGAUAUUUUAAAGAAAAUAAAACCAAGUAAAAUAAAACAGAAUAAAGCCAAUCAAAAAGUGUGAUACAGGAUUUCAAAAUAAAAUAAUAGGAACUCAACAAUGGCUACUAUAAUGCCUCUUAUAGGCUUCAAAAUAACUACCCAUUGCAUCAGACAUAGGAAAAUCAAACAAAACAGAACAAUAAAAAUAAAGCAGUGAACACAAUGCAGGACUUCAAAACAAGAUAAUAGUAAAUCCAGAAUAGCUACCAUAAUAUAUUUUGUUAUCUUUGAAAUAGCUACCCCUUCCAUCAGAUGUAAUAAACAGUGAAACAGUGAAAAUGAUAUAGGACUUUAAAACAAGACAGUAGGGAAUUAACAAUGGCCACCAUCUUUAGAAAGAGAUCCCCCAUACAUGCUAUCCUAUGUAUUAUUAUCCUCUAAAAAGAUGAUCAUAUUACCAGCUUUAGGCCUACAAAGUCAAUGAAACACUAAACACUACAAGCAUUAAAUUGUAUUUCAGUUCAAUAGCUAUCACCUUAGCCUACAUUUCUCUGGAUCAGCUACUCACGUAUGGUGUUGGGGGUGUGGAACCUUGGCUCUUCUUGGCUCCCAGCCUACAUGCCAGGAGCGGCUGGCAUCUGGUUGUCAUCUACAGAUCUCGAACAGAUAGUGCCAACAACUUCAAACCUGGCUUCCUGAGUUUGCCAGAUAUACUCUUAACUCUCAAACAGGAGGGGUCAUCUGUUUCUGUUCCUGGCGCACAGCCUUUAUCUGUUAGUGCAUUUACCUCCUCAUCUAUAGAAAUCACAUUUAGUGAGACUGACACAAGAAAAUCUGGGUGUUUUUCUCAGAGUUUUCGGUCACAAGAUUAUCUGUGAGAAUUCUGGAUAACUUCAUACAAGCAGAAACAAGGAAAUAAUUAAAGACUCUCAACUCCGUUUUUAAAAAUUAAUAGUAGUGGACCAGGAGUUUAGAUCAGCAGCAUAAGCCCCUGCCUAACGAGCACGAGGUUGUAAGUUCGAUCCCUGGUACAAAAAAAAAAAAAUUAAUAGUAGUAUUUUAAUUAUAGACUAAAUUCUUGUACUUUCUCAUGAAAUUAGACCUCCUCCUCUUCCUCAUUUUAUAUGCCACAUUGGGCCAUAGUGUGUAAAAGAAAGUUUCAUUUUGAUACAUAAAUGAUGUAAGAAUUUCAUUUUAUGUGUUGUUAUGGUUUUGGUCUAGCUGUCCCUCUAAAGUCUCUUGCAGUUAGCGUUUUCUUCAGAGGUGGCUGAAUCUAGAGUAUGUGACUGAUUCGUAGUGCAGUGCUGGGAUUAAGGGUUGUGGAGUUAAGGUGGGUGAUUGCUAGAUCAGUCUGCUGAUUGGAUGUACACCUCCUUAAUCACCAUAGAUUGGGUGCAAUGUAAGGGAGAGUAAGAGGCUGUUUGUUAAGUGUAUCUUUUUCUCAUUACUUUUUUGCUGUCUUCUACAAUAAACAGUUGCCCUCUGCCUUGUGCUACCUUGCCCUGGAGCCAGUCAGUUAUGGACUGAAACCUCCAUAGAUUAUGGAGGUUAAAAAUAAAUAAACCUUUCACCUGUUAACUUUGGGUGUCAGGUGUUUUGUCACGGCAAUAGUACCAUGAUGUAUAGUCAUAGACUUCAUGGAUCUGAACAAGUAAAGGUACCACAGGCAGGAUCUGAGUGAUACUUACUAUUGUCUUGAUGUUAACCACUUGGAAAAAUUAGACAUGCAGUUGAUAAUUCAGUUUUAAUAUUGUAUAAGAGACAUUUAAACAGAAUACUAUUUGGGAAAUCAUAUGUAACUAAAGGAAAAAUAUAUUCCAUAGAGUAUUUAAGUACAUUGAAAGAGUUCCUUCUAACUUUUCAUUAGAUUUCUAGUUUUAGUUAAGGGAAUCUUUUUCAUCCUUGUCCUUCCUUGUCUUGUUAAAUGUUUGCAAGCACUGUGAAAAGUGAUUAUUUUAGAGGUUGAUCUGUGUGGGGGUCUUUUUGGUUGUUGUUAUCAUAGAUCAAACUCAUGAUCUCGUGCUUGCCAGGCAGACACUGUGCCAUUGAGCUAAAUCCCUGUCCAAUCUUCGUUUUCUUAUCUUGAUAAUUGAAUAGUCUUAAUGCUGCAUGAACAGCUGCCCCUAGGAACAAAGAUCUUUUUCAUAAUUCACGUUUGGACAGGAAAGUGUACCCUGGUAAUGAAUCUUGAUCAUCUGAACUGCCAGUGAUGGACAAAGGGUCUGACAGCAUACAUAACAUACUGGUUUGGCUUUAGGCCUGGGCUCUCUUUUAAGAGCAUACUGAUAAGGAAAAACAAAACAAAACUAUUCAUAACUAAGUAGUUGUCUUGGAAAAACAGUGCAUACAGUGUCUUAGGUUAAGAAAAAUGAGAAUUAAAAAAAUAAAUAAAAUUUUAAAGAAAGAAAAUGAAAAUUGUAACCUACAUAUGAAUAUCAACUACUUGGUUGUUUGGAGAGUCCCCUUCUUCCUAGGAGCUCUUUGUCUCUCUAGUGUUUGUGUCACUACUUGGGGAUACAUAAGGGCCCAUGAGUUGUUUUCUUCAUAAGGCUGGUCGCUGUAUCUUUGAUUUUUUAAAUGUACUCUCAUUGUAUGUUUUAUAUAAAUGUUUACUCUUUCUUGCAUCAGGUCUCUUUCUAUACAUGUACAAUGUUAAUUUUAAGUCAGUAGGAGAAUGGACUUCUCUCUGUACAGAGAAAUGGAGCAGAAAGCGGAGAUUUUUCGAAUUUAUGCCCGGUCCCCACCCUGGUUUCUGAUUUUGUUGCAUGGCAUUAGAGAAUGUGAUUAAAAUAGUUGGCGGUAUUUGUUGAGUCUUGCUUUCUGACUUAGUUUUUGUAAAUAUUCCAAGUAUGUUAUGAAAUUUAUUUUUUAGUUGAUAAAUAUAGGGUUCUGAAGGUUUAUUGUAAAUAUGUGGUUCCAAUUUUCUAGAUAUUUAUUGAUUAUUUUUGUUUGUUUGAUCUAUGAGUUUGUAAUUAAGAUACCUGUUUUUACCUUGUUCUGUGGUUAUGUAGUUACUGAUUUUCUUUGCAUUUUAUUAAGUUUUACCUUGCAUAGUUUAAUGCUGUUGUCCUAAUUAGUGGUCUGUUGUUUUGUUUUUUGUCUUGAAUUCAUUUUUGUCUAGUUUAACGUAAUUUAUUUUGAGGUUUUCCCUUUUUGGUUAGUAUUUGUCCAGUACAUCUCUGUCCAUCCUUUUGUCCCACCCUUUCCAAGUAGCUAUAGAUGUGUCUUAUGAGUAGCAGAUGGAUACACAUUGACUUUUUCUCCAGUCUGCAUGAGAAUGUCUGUAUCUUAAA
Molecule: messenger RNA, 5360 nt
Organism: Cavia porcellus (domestic guinea pig)
Lineage: Eukaryota; Metazoa; Chordata; Mammalia; Rodentia; Caviidae
Gene: Parn
Product: poly(A)-specific ribonuclease
Exons: 22
Coding region: 175-1758 (527 amino acids)
Biological process (GO): nuclear-transcribed mRNA poly(A) tail shortening
Cellular component (GO): nucleus; cytoplasm
Molecular function (GO): poly(A)-specific ribonuclease activity; metal ion binding; RNA binding
Source: RefSeq, a predicted model, not a curated record